This is a messenger RNA of Fusarium sp. VM40, 2550 nucleotides long. Lineage: Eukaryota; Fungi; Ascomycota; Sordariomycetes; Hypocreales; Nectriaceae. The record is from the annotation of a GenBank genome assembly.
AUGGCCUCCCCGAUCUUUGCUGAAUGCGCCAUCGCGUUUGUUUCGAGCAGUUCACUGACUCUGAAAGUAAUUGCUGAGCUAUCAACUAUUUUGGAGGAACAUGGUGCUACCAUCUGCGAACCCCGACGCGACGGCUCGCUGCCUAUCGAAAAAGUCACACACAUCGUUUCUAACACAAUCGACUUCCCUCAAUUUACCGAAUCGCAAGCCAUCAUGAUCCCCGUUGUGACAACUCAAUGGGUUCUCACAUCGAUGGCUCGUCGGAAGCAGGCGCAGAUUAGGCCAUUUUCACCCGAUCCUAGAAUGAUCUUCUCGGAGGUUGUGGUAACGUGCGCAGAUUUGCCAGAGACGGAUAAAGAGAGCAUUGCUGGAGCUACCAUGGCUUUAGGUGGACAAGAGUCCAAGGAUGUGAACCGAACGACUACACAUAUCUGCGCGCUAUCAAUGGAGCAUCCGAAGGUCACAGUUGCACUGAAUAAGGGAUGGAAGGGCAAAGUUGUUUUGCCUCACUGGUUUGACGACUGCUUCAAGCUUGGAAAACGUAUCGACGAAAGACCAUAUUUACUGCCCAACCCCGAAAUUCUUAAGAAGGCACCUGAAGACGAGCUCAAGAUUCCAGCCAACGAGAACCUAGCGGGAGCCACAUCACCUGUACCGACAACUCUACCCUUGCCUCCCGAUGGAGAUGUUGUUCGCCCGCCCGUUACUGUCUUUCAGGACCACAGCGUGAUGCUUUGUAAAGAUUUGAGCAUCACCGAUAGAUUGACAAAGGUUGUCCAAGAGAUUAUCGUCAAUGGAGGUGGGAAAAUGGUGGAAUCGGUCGAAGACUGCGACAUGUUUAUCUGCCAAUAUCGCGAUGGCCCCGAGUAUAUUCAAGCCUCCCAGGCCUGCAAACAGGUUGGAAAUCUGGCAUGGCUCUACUGGCUAAUUGUCCACAACGAAUGGGCGUCACCUCUCCGCCGACUACUACAUUAUCCCAUCCCCAAGGCUCCCAUCGAAGCAUUUGAGGGACUCCGCAUCACAGUAUCAAACUACGGAGGUGAAGCACGAACCUAUCUCGAAAACCUCAUUAAGGCCUCAGGCGCCGAAUUCACCAAGACAAUGAAGUCAGAAAACACCCACCUCAUUACAGCGCGCGACACUAGCGAAAAGUGCAAAGCUGCUCCUGAAUGGGGGAUUGCUGUUCUUAACCAUCUCUGGAUUGAGGAGAGUUAUGCCAAGUGUAAGAUGCAACCAGUCAACACUAAGAAGUAUAAUCAUUUUCCUCCGCGCACUAAUCUUGGCGAGAUAAUCGGUCAAACGUUCCUUGAGGAAUCAAGAUUACGAGAGUCGUACUAUCCCGGAGGUGAACAAAAGUUGUCCCCACAAGCGAAGAGGAAGCGGAAGGUUCUUGAAAUAGCAGAAGAAAACGCAUAUCCACGAGGGCCUGCAGAAGGUGUCGUUGUUGGCAAGGUCGCCAGUGAAGAUACUGAGAUGAGUGAUUCCCACGACGGCGAGAAAAAGAAGUCUGCGAAGAAGGCCACUAAAACCGCCGGUGCGGUGGCCACACCCAUACGUUCCCGUCAUGCCGGCAAGGAGAACGACACGCCUUCGGUGGUCUCUACAGGAGGUCGUAGUGCCAAGGCGAAGGCCCAAGCACUUCUGCAUGGCUUGAGUGGCGACAUUGCGCUUUACGAAAAGGAAAAGAAACGACACGCGAAAGGAGGCACGGCGAUCUGGGGUGGCAAACGUGCUGCUGACCAGGUAGAGAAGUCUAGCACAAAGGGAAAGCCAAGUGCUACUCCUGAAGAAGCUGAGGAAGAUGAUGCUACAGCCAAGCGACCCACAAAGAAGACAAAGCCAACACUUCCAGAUGUUGAGAUGCGCAUUAUCUUGACAGGUUUCACUCGAUGGGUCGGGGAUAAGAAUAAGGAAGAUCAAGACCGGAGAAAACUACGAGACUUGGGAAUCCAGAUCGUUCAGGAGAACCAGCCAUGUGACUACUUGGCAGCCCCUGCCGUCGUCCGCACUGUCAAGUUCUUGAGCGCCCUUGCACGUGGUCCAACCAUCAUUUCUUCCACGUUUAUCGACCAAACUCUGGAGACGGGUAGUGUGCCCGACGUGGAAGAUUUUAUCCUCAAAGACGAGGAAGCAGAAACACGAUACAAUGUUGACCUCAACACAUCGGUCGCCCGCGCCAAGGCAAACAAAUGCAAGCUACUCGUUGGCGUACCGAUCUAUUGUACGGAAAAGAUCCGCAACGGGUCAGACAGCUACAAGGCCAUCGCCGAGGCAAACGGGGCAAUUUUCAAGCUCUAUCGGGCGCGUAGCGGAACAACAAUCCGUCCUACAACAGCAGAGGAGGAGGGCAACGCACCGCCCGAGCCUGUCUAUCUCCUCAGCAGUGCAGGUGCCGAGGAGAAACCGCUGUGGAAUAGGUUUCGGGAGAUGGCGCGCAAGGGUAACAUGGAACCUCGAGUUGUUGCCCCUGACUGGUUGCUGGAUGUCGCAAUGGCUCAACAAGUGCGAUUUGACGAGAAGUUUUUGGUGGAGAAAUACUACUCUGGAUAG